Molecule: messenger RNA, 999 nt
Organism: Necator americanus (New World hookworm)
Lineage: Eukaryota; Metazoa; Nematoda; Chromadorea; Rhabditida; Ancylostomatidae
Exons: 10
Coding region: 1-999 (332 amino acids)
Source: RefSeq, a predicted model, not a curated record
AUGGUGUGUCAUACGCUUGCUGCGGUACUACUGCUAUCAAUCAUCAGACACGUCACUGGUGGACUUCCUGGUGGCGAUUGCAUUGAGCCAUGUGUUCGAGAAAUGCAAAGUUCGCUGGAGCAGACUCCGAUGCUACAAAGCGAACAACUCGGACAACUAUCAUUCACACAGCUUGCUGGUCAUUCACAUGAUCGUCAACAUACGCAAGAUGCGUUUUCAUUAAUAUGCCAAGCGUACGUAAAAGUGGACGCAUGUCUGGAACAAUGCGAAAAAACGUCCGAAUCCUCCGCACGGGUACGUCAAACAUAUGCCGGAAUACGAUUUAUAUGUGUGGAUCAUAGGACAGAAUUCUUCGAAUCGUUGCCGUGCUUAGCGAAAUUCGAACCGGUAGCGAUGCAGGAAUGUCGCCGUGAAAUCAACGAAUCCUUAGUGGCUAGUAAUCGUUUCUCCACAACAGUGAUGCGAAAAGAACAGCAUAAUCUUCGGAAUCAUUUCGAGGCGCUUUGCAGAAAACUAGGUGCAAUGAUCGAAUGUGUCGAGCCGGUGACUAGAGGUGGUUGUGGCGAUAAGGCGGCGGUGAUGAUGCUUCGUUUUAUCACCGUUGGCUUCAGCAGCUUUGAACAGCUCUACUCUCAGCUUGGAAUAUCGGAUCAAUUACCAGCUUCCUGUAAAUCGCUUCUGUCGUUGCGAAGACGUAUCCCAGAGCCGCGAGUCCGUGCCACAAACGCACGACUCUCCGAAUCAGAAUUUAUUCCACAGCUUAUCUCUUCUACCGUAACCCAUAGUCCUUAUGAUGGCGAGCUUGCUAGUUCUUGUCCGAAUGGACAACCGCUUCUCGAACACAAUAAGCGCCAUCUGACGCAUACUGUGCCUGGAAUUCCGGUCGAUGCGCUUUCGGACGACUUCUACAAGUCGACUCAUCGUCACAGUGGGAUCAUUCUGAUUUUGGACGAUCCUCGUUCGUGGCAAACAUAUGGGAUCAUUAUUGAUGAGGAUUAA